AUGUUCGAGCCUCUCAACUACACUAUCAAACUAUGGACAGAUGACGAUAUCGCCACACUGGUCAAGACCAAGUACUCGUGGCUACAGUCGACCUUCGAGGGCUACCCGCAAAACAUCCAACGCGCGGACAUUGCAAGGCUUCUCGUCGUCCACGCUGAGGGAGGCAUCUACGCAGACCUCGAUGUCUACCCGACGUCGAGCGAGCAAAUACACUGUCUGCAGCAGCGCGGACUCCAAGCCAUAUUCGCGCCCACAGGUGGCACGGCAGGGCUGAGCAACCACUUCUUCAUGGCCUCACGCGGGUCCGCCUUCCUGCAGUGGGCGCUCUACGAGGCCAAACGACGCGGCGGGGCGUCCUCGCGGCGCAUCUUCCUACCGUACCUCCAGGUUUUCUGGUCCACGGGCCCCUUGAUGCUGACUGCGGCCUUUCGCAAGUACGCCUGGUUGUACGGUACGCUACGCCACGACCUGGGGCUGUUGGAUGAGAGAUAUGUGCGUGUUGCGGUGCAACACGCUGCUGGGCGAUCGUGGCACGGGUCGGACGGCCACGCCCUCAACUACAUUGCAGAUCAUUUUCGGGCAGAUCUGCUCAUCAUGGGCGCCGCAUUUAUGGUUACGUUGCUGGGCCUGCUGUACGUGGUGAGGAGGCAUUGCGCCAGGGGCGCGGCGAUAACCGCCUACUACCGGUCAUUACGUGGGACGAGCAUCAGCAAAGACGUAUAUUGA
Purpureocillium lilacinum is the source of this 726-nucleotide messenger RNA. RefSeq lists its product as uncharacterized. Gene Ontology annotation, biological process: mannosyl-inositol phosphorylceramide biosynthetic process. The record is from RefSeq and is a predicted model, not a curated record. Lineage: Eukaryota; Fungi; Ascomycota; Sordariomycetes; Hypocreales; Ophiocordycipitaceae. Gene Ontology annotation, molecular function: mannosyltransferase activity.